AUGCAGCCACCAUAUGAGCCCUUCACCUGGCGACAAACCAAGUCAGGACGGUGGGAACGUGAUGUUGACGAGGUCGAGCAGUUCUAUACUACCCUGGCAAAACGGUUCCAAGGGAGCGGUCGCGUCUUUUUCGCCUUGACCGCUCAUGUUUCUUUCUCUAUUGCAACCGAUCCUACUUCCGAUGCGAACGAAGCUCGCGUUCUCAAUGCACUGCGCAUAGCUUGGUUGCGACUACGAUACGACCAUCCCACCAUCGCAUCAUGGGUGGAGUAUAACCACGACGCGAAGAAAUGCCACAAGAUCUACGAAACUUUUGGCGGCGAGGGGGAGACAGCUUGGCUGAAAAACACAUUCCAGGUAAUUUCCAAUAACCAGUCGGGCCACGAAUGGUGCAAUUCGAACCCCCCCGUGCCUAAACUGCCGACCUUGUUCCUUAUCAAACGUGCGCCAGUCGACGGCCAUUUCCGCGCUGACCUCGUACUCCGCUCGCAUCAUGAAAUUAUUGAUGGAAUUGGAUCGCUUCAUCUCCUGGACAACCUUUUCAAAUGUGCGUCUGAGGCAUUUGAUCGCCCAGAGACUUUCCCCAUUCCCGAGUUCAGUGAUGAAUGGAAGAAUCUUAGCCCGCCGUUGAAAACAGCCGCUUCUAUUCCUGAUCUCGAUGUCCCAGAGCAAGAUCCUACGCUUAGGAGUAUCAUGGAUAGAAAUACCGCGGUUCUCGAGGAGGCUGAGAUUGCUCAAAUCCCUCAUCAAUCGGGAGCGACCGUCCCAGGAUACCACAAACGAGUCUCGCUGACUCUCAGUGAAGAGCAGACUCAACAACUUUUGGCGGCGAGCAAGAAACUAGAUGCUAGCAUCACGCAUGUCUACCAUGCCGCAAUCGCCAUCAUUGUUCGUGAUUUGCAAACGCGAGAGCACGAGAAGCGAAGAGUGAGAUACAUUAGCUACUCGCCAAUCAAUGAGCGCAGUCAAUGCAAGGAACCGUACAACAAGCCACAGCAUGCUGCUUCUGUUUACCACUCUGUCUCCGGGCAAAGUCUUGCGAUCGAUUUGACGGUGCCAGCUCUCGGAAAGUCCAAUCCAACAACCGAAGAGAGGAAAGCCGAGUUUGUACAAACGGUCAAGCAGGUCAAAGACUACUACCUGAAUAUGCGAGAUGACAAGGAACAUAUCCGUCUUGUUCCCUCGUAUUGGUAUCUUUCCACUCCCCCGUAUCCCCCGGGAUUGGAAGAUCCCCCAGUUCCGCCUCCAAACCCUGCACCAUCAGCUUCAAUCGCCAGUCUGGGAGUGAUUGAACACAUUCUGGCCCCCACACAUGGUAAAUUCGAACUGGACGAUCCAUGGGUAACGGGCGACGAACUCGGAACCGGACUUGGACUCUUCCUGGGCACAUUCCGCGGUCGUAUGUCGUUAAGUGCGGCAUUUAACGAUGCCUGGCACGAUGGAAACGACGCAAAGGACUUUGUGACAAGAUGUAAUGACCUAGUGAUUGAAAUGCUGUAA
Penicillium antarcticum is the source of this 1500-nucleotide messenger RNA. RefSeq lists its product as uncharacterized. Gene Ontology annotation, molecular function: acetyltransferase activity. NCBI's taxonomy places the organism in Eukaryota, Fungi, Ascomycota, Eurotiomycetes, Eurotiales, Aspergillaceae. The record is from RefSeq and is a predicted model, not a curated record. Gene Ontology annotation, biological process: mycotoxin biosynthetic process. The transcript has a single exon. Bases 1 to 1500 code for a protein of 499 amino acids.